Alligator mississippiensis (American alligator) is the source of this 6253-nucleotide messenger RNA. It is a transcript of the gene ABCC1, whose product is annotated as ATP binding cassette subfamily C member 1. The transcript is spliced from 31 exons. Gene Ontology annotation, molecular function: ABC-type xenobiotic transporter activity; ATP binding; ATP hydrolysis activity. Gene Ontology annotation, biological process: xenobiotic transport; glutathione transmembrane transport. The coding region runs from base 246 to 4817 and encodes 1523 amino acids. The record is from RefSeq and is a predicted model, not a curated record. NCBI's taxonomy places the organism in Eukaryota, Metazoa, Chordata, Crocodylia, Alligatoridae. Gene Ontology annotation, cellular component: basolateral plasma membrane.
AGCAGGCCCGGGAAGGCCGCGGGAGCAGCACGGAGCCGGGCGGGCGGGCGAGCCCCCAGAGGCGCCCCGGGAGCAUCAGGUGCCUCCGGCCGGGCGGCGCCUCCCGGCGAGCGCUCCGCAUCCCCGUGACCGAGCAGCCAAUCGGCAGCGCGCGGCCGCCCCCGCUCUCGCUAGCUCGCUCUCUCUCUCUCUCUCUCCUCCGGCCGCCGCCGCCGGGCUGGGAGCGGGAGCCGCCGCCGCGCUCCAUGGGGGGCCCGGACUUCUGCAGCGCCAGCGGCUCCGACCUCUUCUGGGACUGGAAUUUGACAUGGCACACAGAAAAUCCAGAUUUUACCCAGUGCUUUCAAAACACUGUUCUAAUCUGGGUUCCUUGCAUUUACCUCUGGGUUUGCUUCCCGAUCUACUUCCUAUAUCUCCGUCAUCAUGGCAGGGGUUAUAUCCAAAUGUCCAGUCUCAACAAAGCCAAAACAGCCUUGGGUCUAAUAUUAUGGAUAGUCUGCUGGGCAGACCUUUUCUACUCUUUCUGGGAAAGAAGUCAAAAUAUUUUUCUUGCUCCAGUUUUCUUUGUUAGCCCUACAGUUUUAGGCAUAACAAUGUUGCUCGUCACAUUUUUAAUACAAUACGAAAGAAUGAAAGGAGUCCAGUCUUCAGGUUUCUUGUUGAUUUUCUGGCUCAUUGCACUGUUGUGUGCCACAGUCAUUUUUAGGUCUAAAAUAUUACAUGCCUUAAAUAUGGGUGCUGAAGUUGAUAUAUUUCGUUAUGUCACCUUCUACAGUUACUUCUUCCUGGUGCUAAUACAGCUAAUACUGUCCUGCUUUCCAGAAAAACCUCCUUUGUUUUCUGAAACAGUUCGUGAUCCUAAUCCCUGCCCAGAAUCUAAUGCUUCUUUCCUUUCCAAAAUCACAUUCUGGUGGAUCACAGGGUUGAUGAUUCAGGGAUAUCGGCAACCACUGGAAGCUAAAGAUUUAUGGUCAUUAAACAAAGAGGACACAUCUGAGGAGGUAGUGCCAGGUUUGGCUAGGAACUGGGCAAAAGAAUGUGUAAAGACAAAGAAGCAACCAGUGAAACUUGUGUAUUCACCCAAAAGACCAUCAACAUCAAAUGGCUCAAAUCAUGAUGUGACUGAAGAGGCUGAAGCUUUGAUUAUCAAAACAGCUCAAAAGAAAUCUGAGGCCUCUCUGUCUAAGGUGUUAUAUAAAACCUUUGGACCAUAUUUCCUCAUGAGCUUCCUGUUUAAAGCUUUGCAUGAUCUUCUGAUGUUUUCAGGUCCGGAAAUCCUAAAAUUGCUAAUUAACUUUGUGAAUGAUAAAGAUGCUCCAGAUUGGCAAGGUUAUUUGUACACAGGGAUCCUAUUUAUAUGUACCUGUUUACAGACUCUGAUCCUCCACCAGUAUUUCCAUAUAUGCUUUGUUACUGGAAUGAGGCUCAAAACAGCAGUCAUUGGUGUUAUCUAUCGAAAGGCAUUAGUUAUCACAAAUUCUGCCAGGAGGACCUCUACUGUUGGAGAGAUUGUAAAUCUAAUGUCUGUGGAUGCUCAGAGGUUCAUGGAUUUGGCCACCUAUAUAAACAUGAUUUGGUCUGCACCUCUGCAAGUUACCUUAGCACUGUAUUUAUUGUGGCAGAAUUUAGGUCCUUCUGUGUUAGCGGGUGUGGCAGUCAUGGUCCUUUUAGUGCCAUUAAAUGCCGUGAUGGCAAUGAAGACAAAAACGUAUCAGGUAGCCCAAAUGAAGAACAAGGAUAACCGAAUCAAACUGAUGAAUGAAAUUCUCAAUGGGAUCAAGGUGCUGAAACUUUAUGCUUGGGAAUUAGCCUUCAAAGAGAAAGUACUGGGAAUCAGACAGGAAGAACUGAAAGUACUUAAAAAGUCUGCUUACCUAGGAGCAGUGGGUACAUUCACUUGGGUGUGCGCUCCUUUUCUGGUUGCUUUAUCCACAUUUGCUGUGUAUGUAAUGAUAGAUGAGAACAAUGUUUUGGAUGCUCAGAAGGCUUUUGUUUCCUUAGCAUUAUUCAACAUCCUCCGGUUCCCACUGAAUAUUCUUCCAAUGGUCAUCAGCAGUGUAGUACAGGCCAGCGUUUCCUUAAAGCGCCUGCGGGUAUUUCUUUCCCAUGAAGAGUUGGAUCCAGACAGCAUAGUCAGAGGUUCCCUCAAAGAUGCUGACGGAAGCAUAAUUGUAAAGAAUGCAUCAUUUAGUUGGUCCAGAAAUGAUCCCCCAUCAUUGAACAGCAUUGAUUUCACCGUACCCGAAGGCUCCCUGAUUGCUGUUGUUGGCCAGGUUGGCUGUGGAAAAUCUUCUUUGCUAUCUGCACUGCUAGGAGAGAUGGAAAAAAUAGAAGGUUAUGUGGCUGUCAAGGGCUCCAUAGCCUAUGUUCCUCAACAGGCCUGGAUACAGAAUGCAACUCUGAAGGGCAACAUUAUCUUCGGCAGGGAGACGAAGGAAAGCCACUAUAAACGUGUGGUUGAGGCUUGUGCACUUCUCCCCGACAUAGAGAUCCUUCCUACAGGAGACGGAACAGAAAUAGGAGAAAAGGGGGUGAAUCUAUCUGGAGGACAGAAGCAGAGAGUCAGCCUCGCUCGGGCUGUUUACUGUAAUGCAGAUGUAUAUUUAUUUGAUGAUCCUUUGUCUGCUGUUGAUGCCCAUGUUGGAAAACACAUUUUUGAAAAAGUUAUUGGACCAAAGGGAAUCCUGAAAAACAAAACUCGGGUAUUAGUAACCCAUGGGGUCAAUUAUCUGCCCCAGAUGGAUACAAUUAUAGUGAUGGUUGAUGGUGAAAUAUCUGAAAUGGGCUCUUACCAGGAGCUGCUGAAGCAGGAUGGGGCCUUUGCGGAGUUUCUUCGCACAUAUGCUAAUGCCGAACAGAAUGUGGAGAAUGCGGAUGCAAGUAGUCCAACUGUGAAGGAAGGAAAGCGAAUGGAAAAUGGAGUUCUUGUAAAUGAAGCCUCAGGAAAACAGAUCAAUAGACAGCUCAGUAACUCAUCUACAUACAGUGGAGAAACAGGGAAAUCUUUGCAGCAGAAUAGUACAACAGAGCUCCAGAAGGCAGCAGAAGACAAAAAUACUUGGAAACUAACAGAGGCUGACGCAGCAAAAACUGGAAGGGUAAAGGCAGCAGUGUACUGGGAAUACAUGAAGGCAAUUGGACUUUUAAUCUCUUUCCUGAGCAUCUUCCUUUUUAUAUGCAACCAUAUAGCCUCCCUGGCCUCCAACUACUGGCUAAGUUUAUGGACUGAUGAUCCUGUUAUCAAUGGAACCCAGCAGCACACACACCUCAGGCUGGGAGUGUAUGGGGCACUGGGAAUUUCUCAAGGUAUUGCUGUGUUUGGCUACUCAAUGGCUGUGUCCAUAGGGGGGAUAUUUGCUUCACGAUACCUGCACCUUGGCCUACUUCACAAUGUCCUUAGGUCUCCAAUGAGUUUCUUUGAACGAACGCCUAGUGGGAAUUUAGUGAACCGGUUUUCUAAGGAGAUGGAUACCAUUGACUCUAUGAUACCUCAGAUUAUCAAAAUGUUUAUGGGCUCCCUGUUUAAUGUCAUUGGGGCCUGCAUCAUCAUCUUGCUGGCCACACCAUUAGCUGCUGUUGUAAUUCCACCCCUGGGAUUCAUCUACUUCUUUGUGCAGAGAUUUUAUGUGGCCACCUCUCGCCAGUUGAAACGUUUGGAAUCUGUCAGUCGCUCUCCGGUCUAUUCUCACUUCAACGAGACCCUUUUGGGGGUCAGUGUCAUUCGAGCCUUUGAAGAACAGCAGCGUUUCAUACGGCAGAAUGACACGAAAGUGGACGAGAAUCAGAAAGCUUACUUCCCCAGCAUUGUCGCAAACAGAUGGCUGGCUGUCCGGCUGGAGUGCGUGGGGAAUUGUAUUGUUCUCUUUGCGGCACUGUUUGCAGUGAUUGCUCGCAAAAGCCCGGGACUAGUUGGUCUCUCUGUGUCCUAUUCCCUGCAGAUUACAACAUACCUAAACUGGCUGGUCCGCAUGUCUUCUGAGCUGGAAACAAACAUUGUUGCUGUGGAAAGAAUCCAAGAGUAUUCUGAAAUGGAGACAGAGGCUGAAUGGAGCAUUGAGCACACUGCUCCUCCAAGCACCUGGCCUCACGAAGGGAAAGUGGAAUUCAGAGGCUAUGGUUUACGUUACCGGAAGGACUUGGACUUGGUUCUGAAAAAUAUAAAUGUUACCAUAAAUGGAGGCGAGAAGGUAGGAAUAGUUGGAAGAACAGGAGCUGGGAAAUCCUCUCUCACUUUAGGCUUAUUUCGAAUCAAUGAAUCAGCUGAAGGACAAAUCAUUAUUGAUGGAGUUGACAUUGCAAAAAUAGGGCUCCACGAUUUGCGGUUCAAGAUCACUAUUAUUCCUCAGGAUCCUGUCCUGUUUUCUGGUUCUUUGCGUAUGAAUCUUGAUCCUUUUGACCAAUACUCUGAUGAAGAAGUUUGGACAUCUUUAGAACUGGCUCACUUGAAAAGUUUUGUAUCAUCUCUUCCUGACAGACUUAAUCACGAGUGCUCUGAAGGUGGAGAAAAUCUAAGUGUUGGACAGCGUCAGUUGGUGUGCCUUGCUCGAGCUCUGCUUAGAAAGUCCAAAGUUCUGGUUCUAGAUGAAGCCACGGCAGCGGUUGAUCUUGAAACUGAUGAUCUUAUACAGUCAACAAUAAGGACUCAAUUUGAAGGCUGCACUGUUUUGACUAUAGCACAUCGUUUAAACACUAUUAUGGACUAUACAAGAGUUAUAGUCCUUGAUAAAGGUGAAGUUGCAGAGUGUGAUUCACCAGCCAAUCUACUGCAGAAGAAAGGCAUUUUCUAUAAUAUGGCCAAAGACUCUGGUUUGGUGUGAUAAAGAGCUUGUCUGGUAUGGGGAAAGGGCAGUGGAGACUGACAUCUUGAACUAUAACUUGCAUUAUACAGUUACUCGAACCAAAACCCAGACCCAGAAAAGUCAAAGUGACCAUGAAGAUGGAAGUAACGUUAAAAAUGCAAUGUGUUCUUUUUUUUUUCCUUCAGGUUUGAUUUUUGCAAAUGUACUCCAGUCAAAGGCUACAGUACUGAGCUAUAGACCAAAUGUCAUAGACUUUUUUUAAUCAUCUUUUGCCUCAAAUCCAUCAAACGACAGCAAAAAGUAUAUUUACAUGACUCCUCUAGAAGCAAGGGAAUUCCUUUUUUUUUUCUGACUUGUGCUCUUAUAUUCUGAAGCCCUUUUGUUUAAAGGCCUAGCUGCUUGCUCAGUUGAUUACUUAGCAUUUUUAAGAACCAUUUCUUGUGGGAUGCAUCCGGGAUGCAUUUUCUGGCCCAAAUGUGGCCCAAAAAUGUGAUUUCCUGUGAGAGAUUGCUGCGUGCCAGUUUAUGGCACUUCCCAUAUAUGAUCAUUGCUUUGUAUAAAAUAUUUAACAAGAUGCACAAUGUUUACACUUAGCAGCAAGUUCAUAGGAAUUUCCACUUUUUCUUGAUGUGGAAAAACACAGCCAUAGUCAAAAUAGUAAUUGAGCAGGUAUGAGAUGCCAGUCACUCCAAAACCAAACACCUUACAACAUGUCCUGGAAUAUUAAGUCCUCAGUUUUGCACUCCUUGUUAAUUUGGUAGUUGCUCAUGUGAGAGGUCCUACCUAAAGAGGCUCUUGUGAGUGAAGGAUUUUACAUGAGUGAAGGUUGCAGAGUCAGGUACACUGUAAUAACAGCUGUAGUAUUACUGGCCUUGGUAUAUUUGUCUUUUUAACUUGAGCCCUGCCACGUUUGAGGACAGUUAGCUUUAUAACAGGGUGUGGUGGGGGGAAAGCCCUGCUUAAAGGGUGUUACUAUUAAAUCAUGUGCAAAAUGUUCUGUUACUGUUCCAAAAAUGUAUCUAUGUUUUCACUGUUUUAAGUGUAUGCCAAGAAGGUUCUUACAGAACUUAAUUCAUGAUGGCGUCCAGUUUGCCAGAUUCUUGUUACAUGUUUAGUUUUUUACGGGAGAGAAAUAAAAAGGAAAGAAACGGUAUUUCUCACAUUCUAAACAGUCUUAUUUCAGUUUGUAGAGGGAAAAAAAUUCUAAAGAAUCCAGCCUGACUUCAAGUGGAUUGAAAUGUUCAUCACUCCAGGAAUGUGGACUUUUGAGAAUUGCUGCUGACCAUAAUACUAGACAAGUGUCUUGUCUUAGAGUAAAACUAUUUAUUUUUUUUGUAAAUUAUCACUCUUGAAAAUUUAAGACAGAUUUUUCUUUGGUAUUUUUUGUAAUGACUAUAUUGGAAAUAUGAAUAUUUGCAAAAAAACUUGCAGUAAACUUCUUUGUUUGGACUUUU